AUGACGUCAGAGGAGAUACUGUGGCAAGAAUGUGUUGCUUGCUUUGCCGGGAUAGAGAGGUUGUCCGGGCGUAAGGAGAUUAUUUUGGCCCUUAGUUCGUUUUUUGGCCGGUUAAAGAGAUAUGAUUUAGAGGUUGCUUUGUACUUAGCGAUUGCCCGGAUUAGUUCGGAAUCGGCGGGGAUAGAAAUGAAUACGGGUGAAUUCAUUCUCUUGCGGGCCUUAAGUAUGUUUAGUGCUAGUCCGGUUGAGUCCUUAAGGGAAAAGGCUAAAUCAGCUGGAGAUAUCUCGGUGGUUGUUAAAGCCCGGAAAGGAUUAAGACUGGCCUUUGGGCCGAAGACCAAGAAGUUAACUUUAGCCGGGGUGUUCAAUCGGUUGCAGGGUAUUGCUAGAAUUACAGGUAAGGAGGCUGCUAAGCGGAAGACUGAAGAAAUUGCCGUCUUACUAAGUGAGUGCCAAAGUGAUGAUGAGAUUAAGUAUCUGAUCAGGUUAGUAGAUGGUAAACUUAAAAUUGGUAUAUCAACUCAAACAGCCUUGUGUGCCUUAGGACAUUGUAUGGCUAAUAGCAAUAGGAUCGGGUUGGGUAGGGAUGGUGAUGGUGAUGGUGAGGUGGAUAAAGAUAAGAAGGUAAGUGGUGAUAUAGAUAAGGAUAAGAAUAAGGAUGGUGAUAUGGAUAAGGAUGGUGAUAUAGAUAAGGAUGGUGAUAUGGAUAAGAAUGGCGAGGUAGGUAGUACUAAUGAAGUGGGUGGUAGUAAGGUGGGGGGUGAGGAGAUAGAGUGGCGAGUGGACGAAGAAGAGGCUAUGGAGAAGGUCAAACAAGCAUACGCCCAGUUGCCUUCUUUUAGUAGGAUAGUAGAGGUACUGUUUGCACAGGGGUUAGGGGGGUUGGAUAGUUCUUUGGUUACACCGGGGUAUCCUUUGCGGCCAAUGUUGGCUUUGGCUGAGAAAGGGCCUGAUUUGGCUUUGGCUCGGUUUAAAGAGGGGUCUUUUGUAGCUGAGUAUAAAUAUGAUGGCGAGCGGAUUCAGAUUCAUUCGGUUAAGCAGGAGAUUAAGUUGUUCAGUCGGGGGCUGGAGUUAAUAACUGAAAGGUAUGCGGCGGUGAUUGCUUAUUUAAAGAAGGCCUAUCCGGGGCCGUGUGAUUAUAUUUUGGACGGGGAAGUAGUGGCAUAUGAUCGAGUGCAAGAUAAGACUUUGAGUUUUCAAAUGCUAUCUAAUCGGAAGAGAAAACUAACGGAAGAGAACAAAGAGAAGGAAGAAGCAGAUGUAGCUCUGUUUCUUUUUGAUAUUAUCUUUUUUGAUCAGCCGCUUAUCAAAUUACCACUUUUGGAAAGAAAGGCUCAAUUAGCUAAACAUUUCCAACCUGUUCCAGGAGAAGUAUUUCUAGUGACUGCUGAAGUCUUACAAGCUACGGAUAUUGAUAGGAUGAAUACUUUAUUUAGUCAAGCCCUUCUCUUUGGUUGUGAAGGUUUAAUGCUUAAAAGUACGGGCAGCACAUCUACUUAUGAGCCAUCUAAACGCAGUCAGAAAUGGGUUAAGCUAAAGUCCGAUUAUAUUCAAGGCAUGCACGAUACUUUUGAUUUGAUUGUAGUUGGGGCCUAUGCCGGCAAAGGCAAAAGAACGGGAGUGCAUGGCGGGUUCUUACUAGGCUGUCUUAAUGAAGAGGGCGAAGUUCAGACCCUUACUAAGAUAGGAACUGGUUUCUCAGAAGCCUUCCUCCAAGCGGCUAGUACCGAGCUAGAAGCGUAUAAAUCUUCCACUCCUACCGCUGAUAUUUCCGGGCCACCCCAGCCUGAUAUUUGGUUUAAGCCGCAGAUUAUUUGGGAAGUAGCCGCCGCUAGUAUUUCUCUUUCCCCCAAGUACACUGCCGCCAAAAACUCACCAGAGCUGCCAGAAGGCAAAGGUCUUUCCCUAAGAUUUCCCCGCUUCAUCCGUAAACGAGAAGACAAACCAAUUGAAGCAGCCACAACUUCCGCCCAAAUCCUAGACCAGUUCUUAGCCAGUACAUCUGCCUAA
Nematocida homosporus is the source of this 2010-nucleotide messenger RNA. Its product is annotated as DNA ligase 1. Gene Ontology annotation, biological process: DNA recombination; DNA biosynthetic process; DNA repair. The transcript has a single exon. Gene Ontology annotation, molecular function: DNA ligase (ATP) activity; DNA binding; ATP binding. The coding region runs from base 1 to 2010 and encodes 669 amino acids. The record is from RefSeq and is a predicted model, not a curated record. Lineage: Eukaryota; Fungi; Microsporidia.